AACUCCGCCCUCGUCCCCGCGGGAUCCCGGAGCCGAGCCGGCCGGGGCCGAGGCCGCCCGAGCCGCCCGAGCCGCCCGAGCCGCGCCGCGAGCGAACAUGGCAGCAGAAUGAGAAGACUGGCGCUGGGUCGUGGCCGCUGCCACCGCCGCCGUCGCCGCCGCCGCGCUGCAGCUUGAGAUCUGCGCCCGGCGCCCUCGGAGCCGCGUGUUUAGCCGGCCUCCUGGUGGCCGCUGGAUUAUUUCAUUCCCGGCGGAGGGCGGGAUAGAAAGGGGACCCCGCAGCGGAGCUCGUCCGGGCUUUCGCAGCGUGUCGAGGUUUCUGCGUGCGACUCACUGGCUGCGGAAAAGACGCGGGAGAGAGCCAGUCCCGGGCUGCAGCGGCGCGGGUGCGGGGAUGAGCCGGCCAUGGAGCGGCCUCCGCGGGGCGCACGGAGCCGGCCGGCGCUGCGGCGGGGUUACUGUCUGAGCAGGGGUUCCGCGGGGCUUCGGGGCCUCGGGCGUCCUGGGGAGAUCCCUGCCACCGCCUCCGGAAAGGACGGGAGCCCUGCGGGGCGGACUCUGCAGCAGGCACCGUACUGAGGCGCCCGGAGGCUGCUCCGCCUGCAGCUGAGUGCGCUCUUGGCACGCGGGCGCCUUGCCCAGGGCACAGCGGCUGGCGCACCGCGGCGAGGCGGGUGCAGGACUAGCUAGAGGGGUGUGCGCGUGUUGGACUGGAGAGCCGAGCUAAAGCAGAACCAGACGGACCUGAGCAGCCAUGCUUCCCGGGGUGGGCGUGUUCGGCACCAGCCUCACUGCCCGUGUCAUCAUCCCGUUGCUGAAAGACGAGGGCUUCGCCGUGAAGGCGCUGUGGGGCCGCACACAGGAGGAAGCCGAGGAGCUGGCCAAGGAGAUGAGCGUUCCCUUCUACACGAGUCGCAUUGACGAGGUGCUGCUGCAUCAGGACGUGGACUUAGUGUGCAUCAACCUGCCUCCUCCCCUCACCAGGCAGAUCGCUGUCAAAACCCUGGAUCCCAGUGGUGACAGUCACAGAUGACACAGCUCUGGGGUCGGCAAAGGAAACAGCUUGCAGGAUUGUUGGAAAGAACCCCGUUGAGAGGAGCACAAAUGGCCGCCUUAAAGGGUGUGAAAAGAGCUGCAAAAAUGGAUUCAGCAAGAAACAUUGUAAAGACAAAAGCCCGCUGUGUGAUGGUGUCGGGGCUACCAUGGUGGAAAGUAGGGUCAGCUGAGGAGAGGGUGAGCUGGCCAUGCUCAGUUCCUGGUUUUGUGUUUGUGCCGGAUGGUGGUGGAAACUCUUGUCCCUUUGUUAUACGCUUGAGCCCGUUUUGUCCAAGGGUCAGUGCUCAGCUGGGGCUAUGACUUACUGGAUAAGAAAAGAUAAAAGACUCUCUUUGGAGAAGGACACUCAGUGCAUGACAUGAGGAUGUGCUUGUCAACAUUAGGAGGUGUGAGUUCAUGGAGAUUGUGAGGCUACUGCCGAGUACUCUGCUGUCCUGGGAGAUGGUUUUAGGGAAAGGCCACAGUGGCAGAAUGAAUAGUUAGUUCUUGACUUGGGAUCCAAGUCAGUCAACAGAGCCUUGCGAAGUGAGUGCACUGGCUAGGCUUCUAAAAGCUCCCCAAACGUGACACACUGUGUACCUUCAUUGCUCUGUUUCCAAAGGAAAAGCUCCUUGUUGAAUUUGUGUCACCCUGCAGAAAGUAAAGUGAAACACUUUUUUCGUCAGUAAACAAGUUGGCCAGUUUUAAGAGGCUGCCCCAUCACACUGCCUAGGGUUGACUCCUGGCCUGGCCACAUUCUGUGUGGCCGUGGGUUUCCUCCUUAAAUCCUCUGAGCCUCAGUUUCUUCACUUUAUUCAUCUCUAAAAUAGAGACAACAAAAAUUACCUAGCUCAGAAGGUUGGUGAUUUAAACAGGGAUUUGUUUAAAGUGAGUGCUCAAUGAACAUGAGAAUCCUGCUUAAUCAGAACUUAUGAUGAGCAGCUACUGUCCAUUCAUUCUUUCCUUAAGCAAACAUUUCUUGAGCUCCAGUGGUAUACCAGGCACUCCGUAGAUCUGUGCUUUGCAGUACAGUAGCCAUUAGCCACAUGUGGCUCUUUAAAUUUACAUCAAUUAAAACUAAAUAAAAUAAAGAGCCCAUUUCCUCAAUUGCCCCAGUCACAUUUCAAGUGCUCAAAGGACACAUGUGGCUGGCUCGUGGCUACUGUAUUGGACAGUGUAACAUAGAACAUUUUCAGUAUGGAGAAAGUUCUGUUGAACAGUGCUAGUCUCAAUGCUGGGGAUUCAGCAGUGAACAUAGCAGUUAUUUACACUUGAUCUAAACAUGGAUUUUUGAGAAAUCCAAACUUUCGGGUGUGCCUUGUUUUCUCCCAGGAAUAGGACGAUAGGGCAUCUACACAGUGGGUUAUUGGAGCAUCAUAAGUAAUUAGUAGCGGUUUGAUGAGAUAUGUGCGUGACUUUCUCUAUGAGUAAGGACUCUCUUAUUAAUAAGAAGGAUACGUGCUGUGGAAAGUUUCCUAAAACCCCCAUUAAAUGUUGGAAAUGGGCAACCAGAUAAAUGACACCCCUGCCCACUUUGGGGUCAUCACAGAUUCUUAGGUAGCAGACGUCACAGGUGAGGCUGGAGCGAUGCCCAGGUGGGAAUGCAGCCUUUGCUCCCGGGAGACCUUUCCUUAGCCCUUUCAGCAGCCCUGCCAGGCUUUCCUUCCUUUUGCCCAGAGCACAGACGAGCAAAGGAGGGCAGUGGUGGGAAGGGACUAGAUGCAGAGCUCUUAGAGAACCGGAGAGAACACACACAAGCCAGCUCCUGAGGGAGGAAGGCUGACUUCACGGGAAGGUUGCUUUCUACCCUCCGGCCAACACACUGUGUGACUCUGGGAAAUGAGGCUUCUGACUGAAUUCCUUCUCUUUCCAGUCCUCCUGUCCCUCCCUUCAUCUGAAGGGAAAGGCUAAAUAAGGACGAAUGCAUGAAGCCUCAAAGAAUAAGUAAUUACUAUUUUGCUAGUUAUUAUUGCUUUUUUUUUUCCUUCAAGUCCUAGUCACUUUAUGAAAGUAAUAUCCAUUUGUGUGAACGUUCCUUAGGGAACUGGGACUGUGAAAUUCCAGCUAGUCGGAGCUUGGAGGAAGUGAGCGUGCAUUUGUGAGGGUGUGUGCAUGUACACACGCGUGUGUGUGCCCAUGCACACACACACACACACACACACACACACACACACGCCUGAGUGUGCCUCUGACAGAAAGUCUCUUGACUGAAGUUAAGGGCAAAGUAAGAAUUUUAGAUGACUUGUUCUUUAAAUGUGUCAUUGUCAGCUUCUCUCAUCUCCUACAUGAAUAUGAAUGAUUAAAAGUAGGCGGUGGAAAAGGAGAUGCUUUCCCUGGCUGUGUCUCUUCCCCUUUUCCAAUAGAGCUGGGGCACCAGAGGAGGAACAAACUGCAGGUAUAAACGUUUAGGGGGAAAAUCCCACAUGGUUCUGUUCUGCUCCUUCCAGCACCACCCACGUGGGACACUUGUUUAUGCCACACAAUAACGCUCUUAGAGACUCCUGGGGGACAGGUUUAGAGCCAAUGGGGACAUAGCCUGUCUGACUUGACAUGCACAGCCUUUCACAUUUAGGGCACAGAGGCAGUCUCAUUUCCCCCAGGGAACCCAGGGAUACCCCAAUGCUGCGUUUAUCUGUAGAACUGAGCCUUAGCUACUUGCGCUUACCCAAAUGCCGUGGGCGGCCGUCCCCAGCCUGUGUGCAUGGGGAAUUGCUUGGGGGAUGUGCACCGGGCCGUUGACGUUUCCUUUUCUAUUUUCCAGCCUCUAUGACCCAGGAAGGUACUGGCAGGUGUGCUCAUCACUUCCAGGGCUGGGGAAGCCAGUGGGAUUGCACUGACCACAUGCUCUGACAGGGGCGUUUCUGCUUGGGAAUUUGUCAGUUUUCAACUAGUUCACUUAUAGUCACCAUCCAUUUAUGGAGUAUCUACAAUGUACAUGCUAUGUUUUAGGUCAUGGGAGGUGAGAAGAGGUCAAAGAUGUAUGAAACUCUGGUAUUUACUCUGAAAGAGCUUAUAAUCUAUCCAGAACCUACCUCUUACUUUUGAAAUGAGAAGAGGAAUUAACAUUUUAUUGAGCCCUUACUGUGUUCCAGGUCCAGAGCCUAGCAUUGUGCAGUAUCACCUCACAUCCACCUCACAGCCAACCUUUAAGGUGGGCAUGUAGCACCUCCAUCUCACACCUGAGAAAUUUAACUGUAGAGAGGUUAAAUAUCAUUUGUUGAUUCUAAGACUUUUUUUUCCCCACACUUUAGCAUCUAAAAUAGGGAUAUGUCUUACAAUCGAUGUUAUGUCACUGUUUAAUUGGCAGAGACUUUUCUUUCUUGGUAGUAAGUAAAAUAAUCGUAGGUCUUUGCAGUGAUGUUGUAGAUUCUGCAAAAUAGGGUAUUUUGUCAGGUUCACCCAGCUGAAAAGAAGUUGACAUGGGUUUGCCUGACUCUGAAGCUUGUGUGUUUACCCUCAGAACCUGCUGCAAAAUCCGUGGUCCGGUUAUGCUCUCCUUUGUAACUGUGCAAAGGCCGUGUGAUUUUCACAGACGAAGUAUGAAUAGGGGGAAAUGACUGGGCUGGAGCUCACAUCACCUGGUUCCAUAACUGAGGGGGUAGUAGCACGAGGAGCUGCAUAUAGCAAACAGGAUGUUGAAAGAUUGAGAAAAAGUUAAUUAUCUUCCUUUCUCUGCUGAUUAUAAACUCUUUUUUUUUUCUUUUAAAAGAGGCCAGCAACAAAUGGCAAACUGUGGUAUGCGUAAGAUACAAACAAGAGUAAUGCAUUCCUUCAUUUGUUCUGGUGUGCUCUGGGCUGAGUGUGGUGUUUUUCCCUGCAGGGAUCCAUUAGUGACAUGACAGUGGCCCUUUUACUGUCCUGGAGAACCACGAGCGGAGACAUAGGCUAGCUCCCUCCCCCACAUAACUGAGUUCUGGGAAGUCCCCAAGUGCAGGCAGGCCUGUGUGUGUUUAUGAUUGUCACAGUGCGCUAUGGUCAACACUCCUAGGUAUGAGGCAGGUCUGAAUUCCACGGCUGACCUGGAUUCAGAAAGCAGUGCCCAGGACUAGAGCAGGGAGAAGCAGCCAAGACUGCUACCACGGUUUGAUCUAAGCCUCCACGUGCUUAAAGAAAUCUGGUCCCCAGUGGCCUUCGACUAAGCCGUUUUCCUGAGUAACUGAUGCCCACAGCAAAGAAGUACAAGGGAGGACUGGCCAGGUAACUUGGCAUCUCCCAGGAGGCCAUGUGAAGAGUGGAGAGAUAAUACUCCUGGUGACCUGAACACCAUGACCCAUCCCCUGACGCCCGAGGGAAACCGAGUCUCAGAGGAGCUGAGUGGCUUGUCGGCAUUCACACAGCUGAUUGUUGACAGCUGAGUCAGGGCCAAACCUGGGGCUCCAGAGAGUGUUUCUUUCUCCUUUUCAGAUAUUUAAUCACUCAGCGCCUGUGUUUCUCCAACAAUGAGGAAAAUGGCGAGGUUGAUUUCUGGGAAGCUCUCCUACAGAAAUAAUGUCAAAUAACUUUGGAAAAAAAACCUGUAUACACAAGAGCGUUCAGUGAAGCCUUAUUUAUAUUACCGAAGCCCUAGAAACAAACACACAUAGUCCACAGUAGGGAAAUGGUUAGGUAAACAUGGUAAAUACAGUUGAUUAAAUAAUAAAUAGCCAUUGGAAUUAUGUCUAGGAAGACUAUAGCAGGAUAGGGAUUUUUUUAAUGAUAUGAUUAUUGGUAAAGAAAAAGGAUACAGAAAUAUUUGUAUAUUAUGAUAGCCUUGUAUAAAACAUCCAUGCCCAGAAAAUUCAAAUCUGAUAGGUAAUCAGCCCACAUCCAAUGGGGCUGCAGGAUUUGGAUUUUUAUUCUUCUCUGAAUUUUCAAUUUUUAAAAAUAUGGUCUUGAUGGAAAAACUAAAUUUAUUUUUCAAAAGAAAGAGACAAUAACGUGGGAAAAAGUGUUUGGUUGGGAUGACUCUCCAGUUCUUACAUUCCGUGAGGCUUUGAAUCUGGGACAGCUGUCUCCGGGCACAUGCAGAUGUUUAUGGUGAAGCAAAAAUGAGUCCAGCAUUGGCCAAAGGGAAAAGGUGGUUUUCCAGGAUGUGGGAGUGGGUAUAUAAAGGCCCAGGAGCUCUGCUGUUGUUUAGAGGAAUCAUUGGUUGUGACUCUGAGUUUGGGUAGAAGCCAUAGGCUCUUGGUUGUAGGGUGAUUUAUUUGUAAUUCUAACCUUGUGUGGCCAGAACCCAAGUACUGCUGGAAAGGGCUGGGGCGGUCCCGUCAGUUUUCUCGUCUCCUGAACUUGCCCCAGGCUGGGAAUAGAAGCUCUUGCUGGCUUCAGCCUUCCCAAGAAAUAUAGGAAUGUUGCAAUUGCAACAUUUCCAGUUUUCAUUUCUCCUUUUCUUCGCAGGGAGUUUUCUUUUUAGCCAAACCUGUGCUGGUGUAGAUGGUGGGCAGUGUGAGAACCCAUGUUCAGAGGAACUUCAUCACCUUCUGCUGGAAUUGCUUUCUGGGCUGCAGGGGUGGUGAUGUGCUGCCACCAAAAGGGUGUUGGCCUGGGACCCUAGACAGGUGGCUCUUGUCUAGAUGCCACAGCUAAUUAGCUGUGUGGCCUUGGGCAGAUGACCUCACCUCCUAUAUUUCCACUUCCUUACCCAUAAAAUGCAGGCGUCACAGUGGGUUUAUGAGUCCCCGGCAGUUCCCACCUUGUGUAGCUACUCCCGAUAACUCACUUUUAAAGCUUGGCACUGACUGGGGAAAAUUAUUUGGUUUGGUAAAUAUUUUUAAGUGCUGUUUUAUUACCACUGCUGUCAACUGCAUUUUUUUUUUAAUCUGUUACACAAACACACACAGCUCUCUUUUAUAAUAGGAAGUAGUCUUCCCUUUAUCUGCAAGGGAGGAGAUGCAUGCAUUUCAGGGGGCAAAGGGGCAUGGAUGGUGUAGCUUAGUGGGAAGACUGCUUGUCAGCGGUAUGUGUGUGUGCCCUUGUGUGUAUGUGUGUGUGACCAUGUGUGCAUGUGUUGUAUAUGUGUAUAUAUGUGCGUGUGUGCGUCCGCCCACAUGCACUGUGCUCUUGAAGGUGUGGGGUUUUUUUCCCUUUAAUGUCACACUGCUGAGAACACAUCUGUAAGGUAGCUGCUACUACCGAUGUCAAGCCAGGAAUUCAGUGGGGUUUGGUAUGAUUUCUGGGCACAGAUUUAUCAGCACAGUGGGCAUUUGGGUUUAGCUUUUUCUGCAGGUGCCCCAUUAAGCAGAUGGUGCUUCAUUGCACUAAGGAAAGAUGUAGUUUUGCCCAAGAAGAACUACCGUAUUCUCAGCAGCAGAUCAAAGGGAUAUUCAUUCCCAGCAACUCCGGGCCAGAAAUUGUGCUGGGGACAGUUUAUGGAAGGCCAGGGGAAGGGAGACAGUUACUCACACUUGAGUAAUUGGCCAGGUGCAGCCACUUUUCACGCCUGUGUCCUCCCAAGAUGGGCUUCCUCUGCAUGUAGUCACCCUUCCCAAAAGGUAGAGCGCGAGAUAUGAAUCAAGUCCGUUGUUACUGAUCAUCGCCCUGGCCGAGGAGUGAGUGCAGCUCCCAGGUCGGCAUAAAGACAGAGAGGGCCUUGAAAGGAAAACAGCUCUGUGUGCUUCUCCCAUCCUUUCUCCCUGUUAUCUCCUAACUCAGAUGGAAAAUCCAUGCCAUAUGGCAACACUAAGAAGGCAAAAAUAUCAUCUUGCACCUUCCAUCGAGUUACACGAGCAAAUAAUCAGGUACCAGCAGAGAAUGACGUUGCUGCUCGAGGCAGUAUCUGUGCCUGUGUGGGACAUUUUUGGGUCACCCUA
Messenger RNA from Hipposideros armiger (great roundleaf bat), 7823 nucleotides. Its product is annotated as glucose-fructose oxidoreductase domain-containing protein 1-like. Gene Ontology annotation, molecular function: nucleotide binding. The coding region runs from base 755 to 1033 and encodes 92 amino acids. The record is from RefSeq and is a predicted model, not a curated record. The transcript is spliced from 2 exons. NCBI's taxonomy places the organism in Eukaryota, Metazoa, Chordata, Mammalia, Chiroptera, Hipposideridae.